This is a messenger RNA of Amblyraja radiata (thorny skate), 1263 nucleotides long. It is a transcript of the gene lmx1al, whose product is annotated as LIM homeobox transcription factor 1, alpha-like. The record is from RefSeq and is a predicted model, not a curated record. Gene Ontology annotation, cellular component: nucleus. The transcript is spliced from 8 exons. Bases 1 to 1203 code for a protein of 400 amino acids. Gene Ontology annotation, biological process: neuron differentiation; regulation of transcription by RNA polymerase II. Gene Ontology annotation, molecular function: DNA-binding transcription factor activity, RNA polymerase II-specific; RNA polymerase II transcription regulatory region sequence-specific DNA binding. Lineage: Eukaryota; Metazoa; Chordata; Chondrichthyes; Rajiformes; Rajidae.
AUGGCUGAACCGCUACUCCGCAAAACUUUCGCCAAACUUCGAGCCCGGAGACGGAAAAGUUUGAAGGGCGGACGGAGUGAAGACUGUGAGCAGAAACCGGGGCUGGCGUGUGCGGGCUGCAACGUUGCCAUCACAGACCGCUUUCUCCUGCGAGUCAACGAGAGGUCCUGGCACGAAGGAUGCUUGAAAUGCGCGGCGUGUCUGCAGCCACUCUACGGUACCUGCUACUGCCGCAACAAGCUGCUGUACUGCCGGCGAGACUACGAAAAGUGCUUUGUUGCCCGGUGCAGCGGGUGUGAGGGGGAGGUGGGCCGCUCCGAACUGGUGCUGCGUGUUCUGGGCCAGGUCUACCACGUCGAGUGCUUGCGCUGCUGCGAGUGCGAGCGGCCUCUGCGGCGGGGCGACGAGUUUGUGCUGAAGGAGGGGCAGCUGCUGUGUCGCGGCGACUACGAGAGGGAGCGGCAGAUGCUGAGCGGCAUCAGCCCCGGACACAGCGAGUCAGUGAAAAGUGAAGAUGAGGGCGAGGGGCAUCGGGGGCUGCCCGUGGACAAGGGCGAUGGCAAGGGCAGAGCGCACAAGAGGUCCAAGCGCCCACGCACCAUCCUCACCACCCAGCAGCGACGGGCCUUCAAGGCUUCCUUCGACGUGUCAUCCAAACCCUGCAGGAAGGUCAGGGAGACCCUGGCGGCAGAAACAGGACUCACGGUACGGGUUGUACAAGUUUGGUUUCAAAACCAAAGAGCCAAGAUGAAGAAGCUUGCACGAAGGCAGCAGCAGCAGCAGCAGCAGCAACAGGAUCAGGAUCAGGAGCAUCUGAACUACCAGCGCGGGGGCUCCAAACGCCAUGGCAACCGAGUACCGAGACACGGCGACCAUGACAGUGAAGAUGCAGAGAGCACCCCAGGACUGGAGAGGAUGAUGCCCCCCUAUUCCUCUCUGCAACACCAGCAGCUGAGGACAGUGGAUCAGAGCAGUUACAGCACGGACCACUUCAGACGGGGGCUCACUCCACCACACGUGCCGGGGGUCCACAUGCAGCCUCAUGAUUCGGAGGCAGUCUUUCCUGGCAUGCAACGGGAUGGUUCUCUUGGUCACCUGCGCGAAUGUCUCCUGGCUCCACCCGAAUCCAACCUGCUGCCUGCUCGAGUGGCAAACCCCAUCGACCGCCUGUACUCCAUGCAGGACUCCUACUUCACCUCCUGAUCAGCGGCAAUCCAGCCACGACCUCCUGCCGUAUUGUGUAGGAAGGAACUGCAGAUGCUG